GUCGUCUAGUCAGAGGACGUAGGAGUUAGAUAGCUAUUCUAUAAUAGAGCUAUCUCUACAAUGAAUGAUCUGAUGGGUACUCGACGACUGAGCGUUGUGGAGACGCUGGAGCAGGCAAGGCAGGCUCUGCACACACACAGAUCAUGGAUGAAACGCAGGGUGAGCAUUGCCCCGGACCAAAAGGGCAAGCUAGCAGACACUGAAGCACAAGACUACACAGUGAAUAUGGACAUCUUUACGAGCAGGAGCGGGCAGUCAACGCUGGAAGAAGAGGUGUUUUCACCUGCAGGAGAGGUGAUAAAACAACAAGAUCAAGCAGCCCCACCCCCCUUUGCUGCUGUGAGGUCCAGGAAAAUCGCCCCGGGCAAUCUGCCCGGCCUUCCAGUUGAUAAAGGCACUCCCUUUACUCUUACUGAAGUUCCAUCCCACUUCUAUGGCACACAAACUACAGAAGAGCAAGAACUCAGCAAAGAUGUGUCUAGGAAAUCAAUCUCAGCAGGAUCUGGAGGAAGAGGCAAUAAAAUGGUGGAGUCAUCAACACAGAAGAGACGGACCUACGUGACAGCAUCCAAGAGUAGAGUGGUGCCAGUGGUGCCAGUGACUGGGCCUAGUAACCACGACACUGAUGAGGUCACUAGUACUCCCACAACCGCUACUCGAGUGUUUUACAGCAAAUCGGCAGAAUUGAGAACACCCACACAAAAUGGCUGGACCGAUAAACCAAUUGCAGAGAACGUUGCCAAUUCAAGUAUGAUAUCUAGCGAGACUGAAGUAGACAGCCACAUGGACGCUACAAUGAACUCUGACCUCCCCCAAAUCCAAGCCGACACCCUCCUAAUUGAAGGGGGUGGUCUAAUUCUCCCCGUAAGUCCAGCACCUAAGGAACAACGAAGUUCGUACUUCACCCACACUCAGUCCAAGAUCAGAACAGUCGAAGAGAGCCUAGCGACUAUCAGUCAAGAAUCAGAGGAAGUACUACACUCCCCAUCACCUUCAACGUUUCGACUACCCAUAAAUAAAAUGGGCACACCGAAAACAGUUGAACCGAUUGAAGUUGGAGAAACUUUUCUGCAAAGGGUUUUACCCAAGUCCGUUCAAGAGACAGCUGUUACUUAUCAACAGUUACCAAUGACAACAGCAUCUAUGGAUGAUUUGAUUACAGUAGUUGAACCAGAAGACAUUGAAACAGUUGAUUUGUUCUCAGCAGCCUCGGCCAAAACCACGACAGUCGAAAAUGAUAGGCCGAAGUCUAAGUCCAGAGUUAAGACCUCACCUACAGUUGAGGACACUUUAUCUCUCCCUCCUGCACGAAAAGCUGUGGACGAUACGAACACACUUGCAGCAUCUACUCAAGAACCGUUGAAGGGUCAAACUCGCCCGACAAGAGACAACACUGUACAGCUGCCACAGUCACUGCCGUCUGCCAUGAGAGAGGGUGGUCCUGGUGGUCCUGGUGGUGGUGGUGGUCCUGGUGGUGGUGGUCCUGGUGGUCCUGGUGGUGGGGGUGUGUUGAGGGACCUCAAGCUACCUCCAUUGAUAGAGACAACCUCUAUUGUUGAUGGAAAUGAGAUGGUGCAACAGCUACCUAUGCUCAAGUCACCACUCAGCCCUUACCUCACAGGGUUUGUGUUCUCAAGCAAGCGUGAACGAGCCCCUCCCCCCUAUACCAUCCACCGCCCACCUGGUAGCAUGGGUCUAGUACCAUCCUGUCCUCUGUACGGAGUCAGUCAACCAAAGGGACUCAGUGAUCUCCUCCUAAGUGAUCCACCCACCGACUCACUCCCACCCUCCACACUGAGCAGCGGCCUGACACGCACUGACAGUCACACCUCUACUCUGGCCGAAGAUCCCCUCCCCCCAGAGACUGAUACCAACAGGAUACCUGCGGAGGCACCACCCACCCCCUUUAUUACGUCUCUAUCCUCAUCCGGCCCAGGGCCUCUCUCCAUUGCAUCUCUAUCCUCAUCCGGCCCGGGACCUCUGCAUCUGGCAGCAAGGUCUGGCAACUUGCGGCGUCUCCAAUCCCUCAUCAACCUGGGCCACGAUGUGGAUCUGCCUGACCACAACGGGCAGACACCACUCAUGUACUGUAUACACUUGACUGGUGUCCACUUGUCAUGUGCCGAUGCUCUUAUCAGGGAGGGGGCUAACGUCAACAAACAGUCCUCUGAUGGCUCCACGGCGAUGCACCUGGCCUCGUCAGUAGGGGGCGUGGCACUCAUUGAGCUCAUGAUACUCAACGGGGCUCGUACUGACGUGAGAGACUUUGAGGGACGACUGCCACUCCAUUGGGCGACCAUACCAAAGAGUCCAAAGGUCAUCGCUACCCUCUUGAAACAUGAUUCUGAGCUUGGCAUUGACGUGACUGAUGAUGUUGGCAUGACUCCACUAAUGUGGGCAGCCUACAAUAACAACGCAGGGGUCACCUCAUACCUCCUGGGCAGAGGGGCGGAUAGGGAGGAGAAGGAUGAUGAUGGAUACACCGCCAUGCAUUGGGGUGUUCACCGCGAGGGAGUGCAGUGUCUCCAGCUCUUACUUAAACCAGACAUGACCUACUUCAAGGACCACAAAGGGAGAACAGUCAUCUUAUUUGCCUCAGAGCAAGGAGCCAUGACAGCUUGUGAGGUCAUCCUCAAGAUGAGGGGAGAUGCCAUCUAUGACACUGACAAAAUGGGCCGCACUCCCCUCCACUACGCUGCUGCCUGUGGCCGUGUCGACGUGUGUGCCCUCCUCCUUGGCCGUGGAGCAGACGCCACUCAGACUGACUCGACUGGCCGGACAGCACUGGACUAUGCUCGUCUAAAAGGAAUGGAUUACGUCGUGGCUUUACUGACAUGCCAUGGAACAGCCAUUGCUGAUUUCGCUAGAGCAUCUCGUUCAACCAGUGUGGAGUCACUAUUGAGCAGAGGCGUUAGCUUCGGGCAAUUGUCAGGGGGUGUGGCUAGUCUAGCGUCACAUACUGGGGGUGCUCUGAACAAAAGUAUGACAUCACUGGUUUCUAACCAAUCAACAAUAAUUGAACGGCCGGGGACAGCUGCCUCUGUGAGGAGUGUGACAAGUGUGAGUGGUGGGGGUGUGGACGUGGUGAGAGGUGGCUACCUCGGCAGAUUCGUCAAUGAUAAAACAGAUCCACUCAGGCAUUACUUCUUCCGACUGUCACCUGACCAAGGCACAGUGUCCUGGAGUGAGGAGAGGGGGGACAAGAAUGUAGAGGUGGCUACAAUACUCGAGGUCAACGAGGGACCCAGCAAUGCAGUCAAACUGUCACCCGGUUACUCGCCAGAGGCUCUGCACAAAUACGUGUUCUGGGUUAUGACAUCAGGGGGUGUGCUGGAUCUGCUGGCAUACAACGAGAACGACUACUCAUCGUGGUUACGUGAGAUUGGACAAGUGGCAGUCACCAAUGCACAGUACGGGGACGUGGGUCAAGGUUUAAAGAGACAGCAAAGAAUAAGAGGAAGUGGCGUACCAAGUGCCUCAACCCCAUCCCGUGGUCAAAUUGCACCCAGCUCGAUUGUUGACCACACCCCUUUAUCAACGGAAAGCCAAUCUAAUAUUUCGAACGUGUCGGAAAGGUCUGCAAUAUUUGUUUCUCCCAAUACUACUACUACCGUCUCCUCGCCAGUACGGGUACAAAGACCGUCCAGCCGUUCACAAGUGGGCGUGGCACCUGGUAGUCAUGUGACUGAGUACAAGAUACCAAAAGGAUUUAAAAGUGACAUUUUUGUGACUAGUACACCAAAAGCAAUUGCUGGCAAUGGACAUAACGAUAUAAUUUAAUUACGAUAUUUGUUAAAUUAUGAAUUUGAUGUUCCAAUUAAGAGUAUGAGUUGUA
This is a messenger RNA of Halichondria panicea, 3835 nucleotides long. RefSeq lists its product as uncharacterized. Bases 61 to 3780 code for a protein of 1239 amino acids. Gene Ontology annotation, molecular function: protein binding; transcription cis-regulatory region binding. The record is from RefSeq and is a predicted model, not a curated record. Lineage: Eukaryota; Metazoa; Porifera; Demospongiae; Suberitida; Halichondriidae. Gene Ontology annotation, biological process: positive regulation of transcription by RNA polymerase II. The transcript is spliced from 13 exons. Gene Ontology annotation, cellular component: nucleus.